CUUGUAAAGCAACAUUUCGGAAAUAAAAAGUAUAAAUUAAAAUGUUAUCGCUGCCGCAUGUAUUACGAAAUUUAAAACGUAAAAAGCAUUUGAUUAAAUAUUAAAUAAUGUGCAUAAUUAAAACGUUUGCGUAGUGCGUACUUUGCAAAACCGGCUUCCUGCGUUUAGUGAGUCAGUGAAUAUUUUAAAAAUAAAACGCUGAUACUUUCACGACAUUAAAAAAUGUUAGAAAAAGCUGAAAAACAUGUUUACGUGUCCUCUUUAUUUGGUGGUGCAGGUGCAGGCCUGGCUGUCGAUAUGGCUCUUUUUCCUCUGGACACAUUAAAAACACGUCUUCAAUCUUCGCAAGGAUUUCUGAAAGCGGGGGGUUUUAGAGGUGUUUAUAAGGGCAUAGGACCUCAAGUGAUAGGGAGUGCCCCACAAGCAGCCCUUUUCUUUCUCACGUAUGAUACUUUUAAGUAUUAUGUAGAACCGAGGGUCGAAUCUUAUGCUUUGCCACUAGUUCACAUGACUGCAGCAUCAGCUGGCGAAGUCGUGGCCUGCUUGAUUAGAGUUCCUAUGGAGGUGGUAAAGCAAAGAAGACAAACCUCCACGAAUAAAAAGCACACUUCCAGAAAAAUUUUGAUGCACGCUAUUAGAUCAGAAGGUGUGAUAAAAGGUUUAUAUAGGGGGUUUGGUUCGACUAUAUUCCGAGAAAUUCCAUUUUCUUUUAUACAAUUUCCGGUUUUGGAGUAUUUAAAAACCGUGUAUAGAGUGAAUUUUAAAAAUAACAUUCCUUUAGAAUCGUGGGAAGUGGCAAACUGUGGUGCGGUGGCUGGAGGGUUUGCCGCCGCUGUAACCACUCCUUUAGAUGUUGCCAAAACUCGAAUUAUGCUAGCUGAUAAAAAAACUGCGAUUAAUAUGAGAGUCAGGACUGUGUUGAAGCAAGUUUAUCAUGAGAAAGGAUUUAAAGGUCUUUUUGCUGGAUUUACACCCAGAGUUUUGUGGAUAACAAUUGGCGGCUAUAUAUUUUUUGGAACAUACGAUUUAUCAAAGAACUUUUGUAAUGAUUGUUUGUUAAACUCGGAUUUGGUCACCACUACGUGACAUUUUUGUUUACUCUUUUCACUAGUAACUGUUAUACUCAGUUUUUUUAUAGAUAUGUGCAUGGCCAUAUUAGUCCAGGAAAAUAUAAUAGCAAUAAAGUUUAAAUAUAUAAUUACAUACAUAUCUGUUGAGUUGGAUUUCACAGGUUUAAGUAAAAGUGCAAAAUAUAAAAAUAUGCUGUACGCGUAGCGCACGCUAAACGUAAA
Molecule: messenger RNA, 1292 nt
Organism: Zophobas morio
Lineage: Eukaryota; Metazoa; Arthropoda; Insecta; Coleoptera; Tenebrionidae
Product: S-adenosylmethionine mitochondrial carrier protein homolog
Exons: 5
Coding region: 223-1086 (287 amino acids)
Cellular component (GO): mitochondrial inner membrane
Molecular function (GO): S-adenosyl-L-methionine transmembrane transporter activity
Source: RefSeq, a predicted model, not a curated record